Molecule: messenger RNA, 1317 nt
Organism: Ylistrum balloti
Lineage: Eukaryota; Metazoa; Mollusca; Bivalvia; Pectinida; Pectinidae
Product: acetylcholine receptor subunit alpha-like
Exons: 1
Coding region: 1-1317 (438 amino acids)
Biological process (GO): regulation of membrane potential; chemical synaptic transmission; nervous system process
Cellular component (GO): membrane; synapse; neuron projection
Molecular function (GO): transmembrane signaling receptor activity; neurotransmitter receptor activity; extracellular ligand-gated monoatomic ion channel activity
Source: RefSeq, a predicted model, not a curated record
AUGCCAUUUAUUUCUAUAUCAUUGAUGGUACUAUCAUUACUUCGAACAAGCUUGUGUUCCGCGAUCAACAAUACUCGUUUGUUGGGAGAUCUUUUAAAUGGCUACCAGAGGUUUACGCGACCUGGUGCUGACUACUCUGUUCCAACAUACGUUAGUGUUGAGUUCGAUCUCCUCUCAAUUCGAGAUUUCGUUGCAUUGACAAACAAAUUUGCAAUCACUGGAGUUUUUGAAUUGUCUUGGCACGACGAGAGAAUUUCUUGGGAUCCAACUGCAUACGGUGGUAUAGAAGACAUACAUAUACCUCAAGAAUUGGUGUGGAAGCCCGAAUUAAUCAACACAAAACCGUUUACAGUCGUGAAGCCCAUUGGAAUACCGACGUUUGGGAUUAUAUAUCAUUACACCGGAGACGCUUUUUGGAUACCCGGUGAUAAUUAUGAUACCUCCUGCGAAGCUGAUGUAACUUACUACCCGUUUGACUCACAGACAUGUACCUUCAGAUUCUCGGAUUGGACACAAAUACCUGGAACUAUCUUUAUAACCUCUUCUAAAAAUGAGUUAGGUCUGAAAUUGUACGUCACAAAUCCUAUGUGGGACAUCACCAGCACCGUGAUAGAGACGGAUCAUGACGAGUUUGGAAAUUUCGUGUAUUUUGAUAUUCAUUUUAAACGACUUUACGGGUUUUAUGUACUAAAUAUGGUUUUACCAAUAUGCCUGAUCAGCUUCGUGAACAUAUUUGUAUUCUUCCUGCCAGCAGAAUCCGGUGAACGGAUUGGGUUUUCAAUUACAGUUUUUCUGGCGCUGUCGGUUCUUCUUACCAUACUGGCGGAACAUCUACCUAAGGCUUCUCGUCCACGAAUCUCUAUCAUUUGCUACCUCAUAUUCUUCCAAACAACGAUAAGCAUUUUUGUCUUGUUAGCAACCAUUCUAAGUUUGCGUUUCUUCUUUCAUUCAGACUCGGAGGAAGUCCCGCGAUUCUGGCAAAGAUUUAUACAAAUAGUAGAUCUGAAAUGUGUAUGUCGGAGAAAAAAACGACAGAUUUCAAAUGCAAACGCUGAAACAAAAUCAAUAACUUUGAGCAAAGAGUUGUUCGCCACGGACGUAGAAGAUAGUGUAGAUUUGAACGACAUGAAAAUCAUCGGAAAGGAGAAACGCCCUCAGGAUAAUUCAGCUCAUCAGGGCGUGGAUACCAUGGCUCGUGUCACAUGGAAACAGGUUGGACAAGCCUUUGAUAAAGUAUGCGCUGUAGUAUUCUCAUUAUUGAACAUCAUAAACAUAGCAAUAUAUUUUAUGAUUAUGUAUGUAAAUGGUAAAAUAUAG